CAAUUGAUUAGAUAACAAUUAAAUUAAAUUUUUGAGGAGUAAGUUGUCAGAUUAGUCAUCACACGGCUGUUUAUUGUUGUUGUUAUUUGUUUUUGUUGUUGUUGUUGAUAUCUUCUGGCUGCUGCUUGGAGAUUACGAUUUACGGUUUUGCGGUAGCAUACGCACUACACACCCGACACGCUGAAGUGUUGUAACCUAACUACUAACCGUAAUAAUAUAGUAACUUCGCAUAUUGCUUUUGCUAUUAUUGUUAUUGGUCAUCGUCGUCGUCUUGAGUGCAUCAUAAAUUGCGUGCCCGGCGAAAUGACUCGGAGUUAGUGUGCCGACCACGGCCGCCGCCGCCAAUGGUCGUCGUCUUUGACGGGGGUGUGGUACUGGCGGUGCGGCAGCCGCAGUCGGAGUCAUAGACAAGUAUACUACUUCCGCUCGAAGUAGGAACGCCGCCACCGGCGCGCGUAUUAAUAUUGCCCUCGAACGGUUGAAGUGCCCUCCGCCGUGGCCGCCAUGUCCGAGAAACAGCCGUGCACUUACCGGCAAACGCGGUUUCACCGAUUCCAUGGUUACAACCUGAGCCUCCACGAACAGGACACUGUGGCCCACCGGGAGAUGAGCUUCGCUAACGCCAUAGUGUUCAGCGAACAGUCGCUGUCGCCGGGUGAAGUGUUCCUCAUCGAGAUCGAGAGCAGCGAAAACGGCUGGUCCGGACACAUACGGCUGGGCCUGACGCAGCUCGACCCGGAUGCGCUGCAGCGCAGCGGCCAUCUGUUGCCACAGUGCGCUAUACCGGACAUGGUGUCCAACAAGGCCAUGGGUGAGUCGUGGAUAUGUGCUCUCACCAAACACCAGGCUUGGUACGACGCCAACUACCUUACCAACUACUUCCGACUGGAUGGUAAUCAUGUAUUCACAUCCCGGGGUACGUUUCCGACCAGCAUUCUGAAGUCUUCGGGCGACGAAAAAAUGGACAUUUUGCCGACGGACGUGGGCAGUCGGGUCGGGGUGUUGUAUUUGCCCUGUGGUCAGAACAUGGCUGUUAUGCAUUUCAUUAUCAACGGUGAGUUUGUCGUUCCACUUUCGAGUACUAUACCGUAUAACGAUGGUCCUAUCAGAGCAGUGAUUGAUGUGUACGGUGCCACUAAACGAGUCCGUGUAAUACAAGUAUAUAACGUUAAUUCGUUGCAGAGUGCGUGCAGGGAAACUAUUCUGAAGAAUAUCAAAGCAGCAUCCGUAUCAAAAUUACCAUUACCCAAUGCUCUUAAAGAGUAUCUCCUAUAUAAGACUUAAUCGGUGAUUACUAUUCUAAGUUUUAACCCUAAUUUUAGUUUCCAAGCUGUAAUUGUAUUUUUUUCUACCAUUACUGUACAUUUUAAAAUUAAUUUUAUUAUUUUUAUUUUGUGCCCAAACAGAAUAUUAUGUGCAAUACCUAUAUGAUGUUUAAUAUAUAUUUUUUUGUUUUGUUCGUCAAGAGUGUUGUUUAUUAUUUUAUUAAAUAAAAACUGUGUAUAAAGUGUAUCUUUGUAA
Molecule: messenger RNA, 1521 nt
Organism: Myzus persicae (green peach aphid)
Lineage: Eukaryota; Metazoa; Arthropoda; Insecta; Hemiptera; Aphididae
Product: neuralized-like protein 2
Exons: 2
Coding region: 505-1284 (259 amino acids)
Biological process (GO): intracellular signal transduction
Molecular function (GO): ubiquitin protein ligase activity
Source: RefSeq, a predicted model, not a curated record